UGCAAGCCUGAGAAAGCACAGCAGUCAUCAUGAAUAUUACUGAGAAGUAAUAUUCACUGAGAUUCAUGCCCUGGACACCUAUGGUGGGGUGCAAAAACCAGUGCUUUUCAAAAAGAGUGUAAAUGGGGUUGAGCAAGGUUUGUGUUUCAGCACCAUCCCCACCUACCUGUCCUGCUUUACCCCAGCUCCUUGGCAUGGCUUCCCCUCAAGUCCAGCAGGGAAAGAAGCUCCCAUCACAAAAACUGAAUUCUAAGUUUCUCCCUGUGUGCAUUGGCACAGAGAAGGCUGUUAAUGACAUUAUUAUUAUUAUUUUUUUUAAAGACAUUCACACAAUGGAACUUUUAAUUGCCAAGGACAGUUUGAGAGCUUUAAUUAGCAGUCAAAGGAUGACAAGAGUCACAACAAAUGGCUUGUAUUAUUUCACAAUGAGAAUGAAAUAUUUCACAUGUCUUGAAAAUUACUACAGCUGACAUUUGGGAAAGUUAUAAAAAAAAAAAAUUCCUGGGGCUUUCUUCCAAAAUGUAACAUCAUACACAUGGUGUGUGGCCAGCAAAACACUCAGGACAGCCCUCAGUCACCCAGUUGUGCCUCAGGAUGCAUCUUUGAAUUCUCUCAGUAACCUCUGUACUGCUGUGUAUCAACUGUUUCCAAAUUUGAAACUUUGCCUGGAUUGACAGGAAGGACAAGGUGUAGUCAUUUUCUCUCAUUUCAAAGACAUCUCCUGCUCACUUUGGAAUUUUUUAAAAGAUGACUGAAACUCCUCUACUGAGUAUUCCGUCCUCAAACCAGAGUGAAAACCAGAGCAACUCAACUCAUUGCCCAGACUUGAAUGACUGGUGGGACAUUGUGUUCUAUAUAGUACCCAAGUACCUCAACGCUGUCUGUGUUAUUGGUAUGCUUGGAAAUGUGUUUGUUCUCCUCAUUUAUUCGCUGCACAAGGGCCCCCUGAAGACAGCUGAAAUCUAUCUUAUGAAUCUGGCUAUUGCUGAUCUUAUCUUCCUCGCGUGCCUCCCAUUCUGGGCGGUGAACACCAGUAAGGGGUUUAACUGGCCGUUUGGCAUCUUCCUGUGCCGCAGCGUCAGCACCUCCAUCGUCUUGAACAUGUACACCAGCAUCUACCUGCUCGUGGCCGUCAGCGUGGAUCGCUACCUGACUUUUGUCCAUACCUUGAACCACAGAGAAGUAUGGAGCAAAACUAUGACCAAAGGCAUCUGCUUGCUCAUCUGGUUCUUUUGCAUUCUUCUCAGUGUCCCAAAUUUCAUGUACCGGACUGUGAAAGAGUUUUCCUCGUGGAAUAUCUCAGCGUGCUAUUUGGAGUACCCCAACUCGUCGUGGAUAACAGCUGAACGCCUGGUAUUUAAUGUGGUGGGGUUUCUGCUGCCAUCCACAGCAAUCAUCUUCCUCAAUUUCUCCACCAUUAGAUCCCUAAAAAAAACAGCGAGAGAACGAAGAGCACUCAGAGCAAAGGGUUGCAUGGGGCAGAAAGGCAUGAGGGCAACGAGGCUGAUCACCACUGUGGUACUGACGUUUCUUUUCUGCUGGACCCCUUACCAUUUUUUUGUAUUCCUUGAUCUAUUAUACAAUACAGAAGUGAUCAAAGGCUGCUUCUGGGGGGAACUAAUCAACUUUGGGCAGCAGUUUUCUUAUAUUCUGGCUACCACCAACAGCUGUAUUAACCCUGUGAUUUAUGUCUUUGUUGGGAAAUACUUCAGGCAAAAGGCUUUAGAAGUUUUUUCACAGUUUUUUCCCUGUGGAUUUCCUUCGAGAUGGGUAUCUUUCAAAGAAAUGUCUUCAAAUUUCAGCAUGUCUACAGUCAAGAAUGAUUCAACAUAAUGGUUCUCAGUUCCAUCUUCAUUUUGAUAUCACAACUUAUUUUAUGCCACUGCAAAUGGCAUUAAAAAUUAAUAUGAAAUGCUCUGACCUGGCCUUCACAGACCAAGCUAAUUAUCUAUUGAAGUAAAUCACUUGAUUGUUUACUUUUUCCUCAGGUUUGCUUUCUUAGUUCUGUGUUAUCCAUCCAAAUGCAUGACAUGUGUGUGAUACCAGAAUUUUACACCAAAUUAUCUAACCUGUUUUACCUAUUAACAGUGGCUUAAAAGAAAAUAUUUUUUGACAAAAUACCAGAAAUCUGGUUUCUUUGCAGAAAUCCAUAAGCCAGUUGAAUGUUUUGCUGCAUUGUAUCUGUGAUGACAGCUGCUAUACCCCUUAUAAUAUUAUUCAUAAAAUUACAACAGGUAUUACAGUGCAAAUAUGAGCUUAAUCUUUAGCUGAUAAAUGCAUUUGAAAAGGUAGAGAAUAACUUUGGUUAUUUUGAACAAUAUUUUAACUGGUUUGCAUUUUCACAGUAAGAUAUAGAGAACUUUAUCUUUUCUGUGCACUUUAAUUAUAUUCAGUGCAUAACUAUUGUACAAGAUGAUGGAACACAAAGAAGUGUAUAUAAAUUGUAAAAAAAGCAAGGUAACACAGUAGCCUCCUCAAAACCUGACUUUUGCUGAUCCAGUAAAGUAUUACAAAAUUGCUCAUUAAGUACUGUAAAGAUCCUUUUUAUUUUGUAUAUGUGAAUAUAUCAAUGAUGGCCAUUGAUACUGUAUUAUUUCGAGGUAAAUACUUAGAUUCAUAUUUAUAUUUUGAUGAAU
Messenger RNA from Cyanistes caeruleus (blue tit), 2636 nucleotides. RefSeq names its product bradykinin receptor B1 (gene BDKRB1). NCBI's taxonomy places the organism in Eukaryota, Metazoa, Chordata, Aves, Passeriformes, Paridae. Gene Ontology annotation, molecular function: C-C chemokine binding; bradykinin receptor activity; C-C chemokine receptor activity. Gene Ontology annotation, biological process: calcium-mediated signaling; cell chemotaxis; immune response. The record is from RefSeq and is a predicted model, not a curated record. Gene Ontology annotation, cellular component: external side of plasma membrane; membrane.